Dermacentor andersoni is the source of this 3806-nucleotide messenger RNA. RefSeq names its product nuclear factor Y-box A (gene Nf-YA). The record is from RefSeq and is a predicted model, not a curated record. Lineage: Eukaryota; Metazoa; Arthropoda; Arachnida; Ixodida; Ixodidae. Gene Ontology annotation, biological process: regulation of DNA-templated transcription. Gene Ontology annotation, molecular function: DNA-binding transcription factor activity.
AUUUAGACCGCGGGUGCUUCGCUCGGGAUUCGCUGGCGCGGUGUUUGCGUUGUGGUCCCUGUUUUCACGUGUGAACUUCAGUAUUUUGACCCGAGGAAUGCUCGUGUGGUUUCGACUCUCGAGGCAAUGGCGUUCUCGCGUUGUUUUCCCCUGCGAGACAAAGCAUGCGAAGCGCUCACUUUCCGCAAACAUUUUCGUGCAAGCCACUUUUGCGUGUGUGGAUGAUCGUGCGCUACCUUAAACGCGCGUAUGUUAACAUUCGUCGAUUGUAAAUAGCCGCGAGCGUGCGACGUGUGUUACAGUGUUCGUAAAAAAAAGGUUAUCAGCUAAAUUGCGCGUCGUCGUGUGGCGAGAUUUUUAUCCAUUUGCAUGUCGUUAGGCCUACCUUGCCCGGGAUAUUUUCGCUUCGUGGCAACCAAGUAUUCGAGCCACCUAGCAGUCGUUCACCUUGCCCGUGCGUUAAGAAAGAAGGUCCGUUGCUGAUGCGUUAUUUUGGCAGGCAAAACAGCAAAAUGACUGUGAUCAGCAUCAUUGGUUGGUCAUGGCACAAUUGAAAAAAAAAAAGUGACCCGUCUCGGAGAGGAGACGCGCAAUGCUUGUUCCGUUAUGUCGUAAAUAACCUUUCCGCCGCAGCUGUGCAUUGAGCGAAAGUCGCGGCGUGGUGUAAAUAGGUGUGCAGUGCGUUCGUUAAUGCAAAAUGUUUCCUCGGCGUAGUGGCUAGUAAUCCGCUAGGAAAGAAUCUCAACCUGAAUUUGCAUUCACAUUUAGUGCUACAGGUGGGGCACGAAGGGCAGGAGCCUGGCUUGACGGGCCGAGGGGGCAAGCAUGCAGAUGGAGCAGUACCAGGUGGUGAGCUCGGUCGGGGCAAGCCCCUCGCAGGGGCAGCCUCUGGCUGUGGCUGCCACUGACCAACAGCAGCAGCAGCAGGUGGCUGUCAUGCAGUCCCUCUCGGGGACGCCCAUAGCCCAUGUCACUACUGCACAGCCACAGGUGCUCCAAGUCUCCCAAGGCAAUGGCCAGACUCAGCUGCUGCAAGCAGGCGGCCAGCAGAUCAUGGUGCAGACAUUGCCAAAUGGCCAGACUGCUGCCAUUCAGAUACAAGGCCAGCCAGGCCAGCAGAUACCACAGCUUCAAGUGAUCCCCAUCAGCCAGCUCCAGGGCCAGCAGGGCCAGCAGAUCAUUAUCCAGCAACCCCAGCAAGGCCAAAUUCUGCAAACAUCAGAUGGACAAACGCUCGUGUACCAGCCUGUCACAGUUGAUGGCACCAACUUUGUGCAGGGCCCUGGAGGCAUAAUUCAGAUUCCUCAGGGUGCGCCACAAAUGGUGCAGGCAGCACAGGCAACACCACAGACCAUAACCCUGCCAUCCUCUGUGGGCGGAGGAAACAUUGUCAUGUUCCAACAGGUGAUGCCCAACCAUAACGCCGUGGCGGCAGCUCAGGCAGCGAAUGCCGGGGCAGCAACGCUGCAGGCAGUACAACGCAUCCCGCUGCCAGGAGCCACCACGACCACCACGACCGCUCCUGCCGACGUAGUGGAAGAGGAGCCCCUGUAUGUCAAUGCCAAGCAGUACCAUCGCAUCCUAAAGCGACGCCAAGCCAGGGCACGACUCGAAGCCGAAGGACGCAUACCCAAGGAGCGGAGGAAGUACCUACACGAGUCGCGGCACCGGCACGCCAUGAACCGGAUCCGCGGCGAGGGUGGGCGAUUUCAUUCGGGUAGCUCGCGCAAGGAUCAUGGAGAGAACUCGCCUGGUGAUGCUGGCAGCAACCACAACUCCGUGGAUGGCUCCUCACAGCACGAUGACGUCUCUAACGGGCUUCACUCCCUUGAGGUACUCGAGAACCAAUCGUCAAAGUACACCUUCACUGUGCAGAAUGGUCUCAUCAACGUGAUGCCCUCAGAACUUAUGGUUGCGAGUGGAGAUUCAAACUGACAGCCGGUGACCAGCAGCAACCAUCAUCAAAACUUUGUCAUCAUCAUAAUCACCGUCAUCACUCAACCUUCGCAUCUGUACAAAGGACACCACACCUGGCAUUCAGAAUGCAUUGCAACCAUAUGUACAUAUCUCAAAAAGAAGCUACUGACAUUGUCGACGAAAGAAAGACAUUUGAUGCUGCCACGCGUGUGUUUGACACCUCGACAACUGCUUAUGAUAGUCUGCUUGGACUGUGCAUGGCGGUUGAUGAAAGUCUAGCAGUGCAAGUGCUCCUCCCGUUUCCCUCUGUGCCGAUCAUAGAACUAUACGUAAUGGUUUGUUCCUCAACAAUUUUAUAUUUUCUGAGAUAACUGUCGUGGAUUUGUUUUGUGUGUACAGCAUGCGGGGUUGCAGUAUACUGAAAACAUAUCAAUGCCAACACAUUAGUGGAAAUGUGUUUUUAGGUUAGAUUCCAAAUUUGUGAUUGCCGAUGAAGUGUAUUUGUGUGCUGUAAUUCAAGAACUGAAAAAUUACUUGCAAGGUCAGAAAAUGUACAAACAAUUAAAGUACUACUUUUCUUUUCUAUUGAACACGUGAACCUUUGCUCUGCCUGUUGCAAUUGUUUCGUGCUCUGAGCCUACAACUACUUUACGAUCACAUCAAUGAAGCACUAAAUCUAGUUGAAACGAUGGAAUUCUGCGCCAAGAGAGCUUGAAAGUUUCGUGUUGUGUGAAAUGCUGGGUAUUUUGGUACCACACUUACGCGCUAGCGCCAUUGCUGCCGAGUUAGACCUCGUUUGCUUACAAGUGUGAAAGUGUGCGACAGUAAACGUGCAUGUAUAAACUUCUCAAUAAGAAAGCAAGCAUGCUACAGUCUGGGUUUUGUUUUUAAUGAGUUGUUUGGAAAAGUCAAUGCGUGUCGUGCACACAUUUAUUGUUUGUGCUCUGAUAACAGCAGCAUUUUGUUUGCGCUGGCUAAAAUUAUUGCAAGUUCUACGGACAGGUUAGUAUGGUCCAUGUACCUUGUCUUUUCAGUGCUUGAUGUUGCCCUUUUAAGCAAAAGGCGCGAUGGGUAAAUGCCAUUGAGAGGAUGGAAACUGAAGUGUUGUCCUGUGUGAUUUGUUUUAGUAGUGAAAUAUAGGCCUGUGCCUAAUUCCAAGCAAGCAAGCACACGCUAAUGCAAGCUUUGUACAUAUACGCUGGGAAAUAGUUAAACAAGUGCCAGUAUGCUUUGUUUCUUUUUUUAUAUACAUAUAAUGAAAUGAGUUGAGAGGUGAGUUUUACACUGUUUCACAAGUGAAGAUAUACUUCAGCAAUGCCUGUCGUUUAAGUCACCUUGGUCAUUUGUUAAUGGCAUUGGCAAUUUAUUUUCCGGAAGAAAGGUUCCGGGAGUUGUUGAUGCCACAUGUUCACAUCACCAACAGAACUGGUACUUAAUGCAAUGAAAGGCCAUGCAAAUUGUACGUCUGCUGCAGUGUUUCAAAUGUCACCGUGGUCAUCUGUUUAUGGCAUUGGCAAUUUACAUUCUGGAGGAAAGCUUCCAGGUGUUGUUGAUACCACUCGUUCGCAUUAUCAACAGAACUGGUACUUAAUGCAAUGAAAUAGCAUGCAAAUUGUACAUCUCCUGAGGUGUUUCACACUGGUUUCAAUUAGAGCUGCUCAGCGAAAUUUGGCCAGCAUACGUAUUGCGUGGCUUUAGCCAUCACAUUGUGUUGUCUAGAGUUAAAUGCUAUGCCAACUAACAUAUGCACUUUUGUAGUUGUACGAAUGGAAAUAUGUUCCCUCUACUGAUCAUACGACGUGCAAGUUGUUCUUAAUUUUGUGUUGUACUGUUGCAGUAGCCUGAAAUGUGUGCUUGUUACAAUUAAAUUUCUUAUUGACGACUCCCAA